GUUGUCACGAAAGACAAUAUAUUAGCCGUCAUUGAGUUGGAGAAGAGAGACAAAGAUUACCCGUCCGUUGAUUUCGCCGAUUCCGAUGCCCUACAGAUUGGCGACGAAGUGUUGGCGCUCACAGACCCGAGAUAUGGGAUCUAUAACCACAUGAGCGACGGUCGGGUCACUGAUCUGCGUCUGAGUGGAUCUCUUGUGCAGAAAUUUCAGCGAAUGCCAGAUCUCGCGGCUUAUGAUUACAUCAUACAUACGGCGCUCUCGAAGGCUAACGGCUCGGCUCUACUGAACCGCGCGGGACAGGUAUUAGGCAUGAAUUGCACCCAACAGGACAAUCACAUCAAUUCUGAAGGCACCCGACUCUCAAUUGGACUCGUUUUGUAUCCGUACGAUCCAAACAAUAAGGAGUGGUUUAUUGAUAAUGAAGUCGAUGCGGAAGACCUCACAGAUGACCCGGGAGUCAUGAUUUGGGAGAUCUUUGAGGACUCUAAAGUGCGAGGAACUGGUAUUUAUAAAUACGAUAUAAUCACUCAUAUAAACGGCACUGAAAUUAAGUCAAUGGAUGGCAUUAAUGAUUUUGUGACCACAGAACGGGUCGAUAAGAAUAUAGUUCUUCGGAUUAAUGGUGUGGACCAUAAGAUUGAAUUAAAUACAUCGCAAAUGAAACCUCACAAAAAGUAUAACGAUCUGAAUUGUUAUCAUCCAGUGGUCACAUCCAUGACCAGAAUGAGAGAUAACUUCUACUUCUUAUCCACUUAUGACAAGAGAUUUUGGUUUAUCAGUGAAUCAGACGAAGCGAAUGACAAGAAUAGCCGAAAGUUGGACACAAUAACCACUAAUUGGCUUAAAAUCGAUGCUUCGCUUUACUUUGGAUUGAACGCCGAGUGCGGCCUUCAGUUCAGGGAUUCAUUAGUUUUAGUCAAUUAUAACGAGAAAUCACAACAAAAUGAGAUUCUUUACGGAAAUCUUCGCGAUUGGAAGUGGACUUCAAUGGUUUGGUCACAAUUUGACGGCUUUAAGGUCACCGAAACCUUAUUGGAUUGGAAGCGAAGUAUAGACGGCAUCGCCAUCAUCGAGGAGACUCUGUUUCUAUUUCAGGACAAUAAACAGAUUCGCGUCGACUGUCUCUAUAAAACAGAUAAAUGGGUUUAUGAGGUAAACACCGGACACAAGAAUUUCCUGAUAACCGGACCCUUGAAUGCCACUUAUUUCGGGGAACAACAGAAAGAUACCAUUCCCUUAUACAUCAUCAAAGGCGAUAAAUAUCAUAUUUGCUAUCUG
Oppiella nova is the source of this 1278-nucleotide messenger RNA. The record is from the annotation of a GenBank genome assembly. NCBI's taxonomy places the organism in Eukaryota, Metazoa, Arthropoda, Arachnida, Sarcoptiformes, Oppiidae.